Penicillium egyptiacum is the source of this 5034-nucleotide messenger RNA. The record is from the annotation of a GenBank genome assembly. Lineage: Eukaryota; Fungi; Ascomycota; Eurotiomycetes; Eurotiales; Aspergillaceae.
AUGUUUCGAGCUCGCCGAUACCGAGUUCUGGUCAUAUUCGCGGCGGCUGUCGUCUUCACAUUCUUCCACUUUGCGCGGUCACGCGAUUGGAGCUAUACAGUGAUCGAAGAGUCUACUGGCGUUCAUACACCCGAUCCUGCUCAUCCGAAUCAACCCGAGACACCAAAACCUGAAAAUCCGGCCGUUGCUGCCGCCAUCGAGGAGAGUCGAAACCGUGUGCUUCCCGAUCCUUACCGCGGCUCCACGUCCCCACCGCAGCCAGAGAAGAUAAUCUCGCCCGUGGGUCCCAACAGCGGUUCAAAGGACGGCGGCCGGUUUAAGGAUGCUUCCUCUGACACUCCCGUGAAAACGCCCGUCAAGGAUGAUUCGAAGGACUCCGCGAAGGGCUCCACGAACGAACCCGUGAAGGAACCGGCGAAAGUGGAGAGCAACGACAGGUUGUCACCUACAAAGGCGAAUGCCGAUAGUUCGAAUGGGGAGGAGAUUGAUAAUGGAGGGACGGGCAGAAGGGCAGCGGAGCGCCCUGAGCCUGGUAUUCCAACGCCCAAGUGGAGGAAGUUCCCAGAACGGUUCCCCGUCCCUGGAGAGGAGGUGAUCAAGCUGCCAAAGGGACAGUCAAAAACGAUUCCCAAGCUGCAAGCGAAGUUCAAGGAUGAGUCGAGCUCUGACAAGCAAGAACGUCUGCAACGGCUUAGCGUUAUAAAGGCCGAAUUCACGCAUGCCUGGAAAGGUUAUAAGGAGAUCGCAAUGGGACAUGACGAAGUCAAGCCUCUGUCGAAGGAAUUUGAAGACCCAUUUAAUGGUUGGGGAGCGACAUUGGUUGAUUCCAUUGAUACUCUCUGGAUUAUGCAAUUGAAGGAUGAGUUCUCCGAGGCUUUGGAUGUGAUCAAAAACAUUGAUUUCAAGACAUCACUGAGAGCAGAUAUUCCGAUGUUCGAGACAACCAUCCGCUAUCUUGGAGGUCUUUUGGGUGCCUAUGAUAUUUCUGGUCAUCGAUACCCGGUGCUUUUGGAGAAAGCAGAGGAGCUUGCUGAGGUUCUCAUUGGUGCAUUCGACACACCUAACCGCAUGCCGCACCUUUACUAUCGUUGGGCCCCAGAGUAUGCUGCGAAACCGCACCGGGCGUCUUCCCGAGCUGGCCUGGCUGAAAUUGGGUCGCUUUCCUUGGAAUUUACACGUUUGGCUCAAUUGACCAAGCGGGACAAAUACUAUGAUGCGAUCGCACGAAUCACCAACGAAUUGGAGAAAAUCCAAGAUUCGACUAGCGUCCCUGGACUGUGGCCUCUGCGGGUCAAUGCACAGGGAUGUUCCAAGUACUCCAAGAACACACCUCCACGUGAUAACAGCCCUACGCGCGAGCAGCACCCCGCUAGUAUGGCCGAGAGCACUCCUACGAUGACCCGCAAGCCUUACGCAGCACCGACAGACCUUGAGAGUUAUUUGAAGCUGAUCCCACGCGACACAAAUGCUGACAUCGAAGGACAUGCGCAACCUGCCAACCAUACGCGAGUUGCGAGUGAACCGGGAAUUCAGGCUCGGGAGCAAACUACACUAUCAGCAGAUCAAUGCAAUGGCGGUUUGCGACUUCCCAAUUCACCCCGCGAUAACGAGUACACCAUGGGAGGAAUGGCUGACUCGACCUACGAAUACCUGCCUAAGGAAUACCUGCUACUGGGUGGCCUGAACGAGCAGUACCUGAAUAUGUAUACAAAGGCAGCAACUGCAGCUCGUAAGACUCUUCUCUUCCAGCCCAUGGUGAAAGGUGGACGUGAUAUCCGGUUCAUGGCCUCAAGUGAUCCAAUGACACCUGGAAAGGUCGCAGAGCUUACUCCUACCGACCUUCAAUAUGAAGGCACUCACUUGACAUGUUUCGUUGGCGGUAUGUUCGCUAUAGGAGCUAAGGCCUUUGGCAUCGAUGGUGAUCUGGAACUUGCCAGUAAACUGACCGACGGCUGUGUUUGGGCUUACGAGUCGACACAAACCGGAGUGAUGCCAGAGCGCUUCCGCCUCUUGCCCUGUGAGAAGGGCGCGGCCUGUGAGUGGGAUCAAGCCCGCUUUGACGCUGGCGUGGCACGCUACUCGCGCGUAGACCCCGGGGCAGGACAUUCGUUCCGCAAUGGAGAGAGCAGCUACGGACAGCGCGUGAAUAUGAUUGCGCACGAUCCGCCACAAGGAUCCGCGAGCGAGUCGGUUCCCUUCCCUAUGCCGGGCUCAUUAAACCCCCACGAUAUCGAUGUGUUGGCCAAGCGCGAUGGACUCGCAUUAGAAAAGCAUGCGGAAGCAUCGUCUGUUGCUUCAAUUCCGACUCAUUCUCCUAGUGAAACUGAACUGCAGAACCGAGAUGCACCUCGUUCAUCUUCAUCGCCCGCUUCGCCCCACGUCGCUGAAGUCGGCAAAGACCACCUCCCAGCAGGCAUGACCAGUAUUCCUUUGCCGGACUACUACCUUCGGCCCGAGGCAAUUGAGUCAGUCUUUAUCAUGUACCGUCUGACUGGCGACGAAUCCUGGCGUCGCAAGGGGUGGCAGAUGUUCGAGGCCAUCUCGAAGUAUACCCGAACGGAGCUGGCCAACGCGGCCAUCCACGAUGUCACAGCCCAGAAGCCGAUCCAUAAAGAUACGAUGGAGUCUUUCUGGCUAUCCGAGACGUUGAAGUACUUCUACCUUUUGUUCAGCGACCCUACUGUCGUGGACUUGGAUAAAUAUGUUCUGGUUGACCCGCAGUGGGACUCUCGAAUUCCCCCAAUCCCCCGCCCUUCAACUCUCUCCAACUCUUCAAACCGGCACAUAAACCGGCAUGAGCUGUCUGACGGGAAAUGGAGCCUGAGGUCUCGGAGACUGAGUUCUGGACUGGUACAACUUCAAACGAUCGUCUCCAAGCCCUGUGACUCCGAAGACCAGAUCGACGACGCCCUCCGAGCUUAUCUUAGUCUAACAACGCAACACAAAGAUGAAUACCUCCGGUCGGAAACCGAUAUCGCACGCUGUUCCUACAAGCUAUUUACGUCGAGUAUCUUUGCCACACAUGCGGACUACGUGCGACGACAGAUUCUCUACGGUCUGUUGCAGGACGAUGACCCGAAUACACUCCACUUCAUUGCGUCAUUCAUCCUCUUUGACGGACGACAGAAUGAAGUUGUGCUUCAGAUGCUGAAUGAGGAGGGCGCAUUUGCGCGUCUCCUCGAGCUUAUACAGGCAAUGCGGAGGGCGGAUCUCGACGGCGACGCGGGUCUCCAUCGCUUGUUGAUGGACCUUGUGUAUGAGAUGGCAAGGAUACAAAGGGUCAAGAUUGAAGACUUGGUUCUCGUGGAUGACGAUUUCAUUCGCUGUCUGUUUGAUAUCAUCGAAGAUCUCUCAUACGAUGUUACUGAUCCGUAUCAUUACCCCGUGAUUCGGGUGCUGCUGGUUCUGAACGAGCAAUUCAUGAUCUCGGCCCACGAUCCGGUGGACGGCCGGCCCUCUGGUCUAUUGACCAACAAGGUUAUCAAGGUCCUAUCCAUGUACGGUGGGAUGUAUAAGACAUUCGGGGAGAACAUCAUUCUUCUUAUCAACCGUGAAGCCGAAACGUCCCUUCAGUUGCUCACAUUGAAGCUUCUCUACCUCAUCUUUACCACCCCUAGCACAUACGAGUACUUCUUCACCAACGAUCUACACGUUCUGGUCGAUAUAUUGAUCCGGAAUUUGCUUGAUCUACCCGAGGAGGCCUCGGCACUGCGGCAUACUUACCUGCGUGUUCUUUACCCGCUUCUAGCUCACACGCAGCUACGACACCCGCCGCACUACAAGCGCGACGGACUUCAAAGGCUACUCAGCGUUCUUGUUCGGGGCCAAGUCUCGUAUGGGAACGACACAGAACACGAGAAAAUCAUGCAUUUCGAAGAGGUCGAUGAAACGACACGUCGACUUGUCGCUCGCUGCGCGACAGUGGAUUGGCUGCGCAAUGCCGAACAGCCCGACGCAGCAGAAACGCAAGACACUCCCACUCGAGUGACAGCAACUACAAUCGAGACUGUCCUGGAUAAAGGCGAGCAGAACGCCUCACCCGUCGAUAUCGGCGAACCACUCGACGGCUCCCGCACACUCUCGCGAGCAAGCACAAUCGCUAGCUCAUCUGAUACGACAUCACCAACGCGAAUGGACUCGUAUAGUUCGUCUAACGCACCGGGGAGUCGGAAACACAGCUUAGCCCAACGGCUCGGUAUGAACCUGGAGCCCGCAACCGCAUCUUCACUGAGCGUUCAGGCCGUUGCAGCACAGCACGAAAAACCAGGCAUAAUCACCCCCAGCCGCAAGGACGGGGUCCCUGUCGCCGCCCUCAAUGGCGAGACGCCAAUAAUCCGACCACCAAAGGUCAAACCAGAACCACCGAAAUCUCGCCGCUGGCGCGGGCGCCGUCUUGCCGUGGAUGAAGAAGAGAAUCACUCUGCUGGCACAAGCAGCGACGGAAACACUAUUCCCGAAGGUGUCGAAGUCAGUCCCACCACCGUUUUCACCCCCAGCACACCACCGCCCCAGACACAUUCCAGUGAUCGCCGCGGCUCCGGGUCAGGUUCCACUCUUGCACCCCCAGGUUCACGGCCGCGACGGGCCGUAUCAAAUCCACCCCCGGCCCUCCCGCCACCACGCCGUUCCAACCAUAACACACCUUCCUCGAGUCAUCACCGGCCCAUAGCCGGAACAGGCCGACAUGGGCAGGCUCCACUUCCGCCAAAGACGCGCCGUUGGGGACGUGCCAAGCCCCAGCAUGGACAGAGUGAUUCGGUCGAGAGCGGCGCCAGCAGUUUUAGUCCAUCGAAGGAACCUGAGACUGCUGAAAACACCACCGUGUCUGCUCAACAGGGACAGUCGCCAGAGGGCAGUGUUGUUUCGGAUCCGUUCUCGCCAAAGUCCCCUACAAUAUUGGUGUCGCCGUCUGAGGCUACUCCACACAAGGCACAUGCCCCGGCCAAUGGUGCUGGCAAUGACCAUGGGCCUCUCAGUGUAGAGGAGGCAGUGCAGAAUGUCUCUGCACUGAGCGUUGCUUCUCGGUCUGUUUAA